UCACACCAGACGAUCCUGUGCUUGUAUGAGAUGAAGUCACAGGUGUUGAUCACCCUUCAAGAAGUGUUCCUGGCUGUGCAGUCUGCAGAGAUGGCCACCAGACUCCGCCCCCUCUGGUGGGAGGCGUGGCAAACUCUGGGCCGCGCCCAACUAAGCCUUGGCGAAGUAGAACUUGCUGUACGGUCCUUCCAAGUGGCAUUGCACAUGCAUCCGUCUGAGCGCCCCCUCUGGGAGGAAGACCUAGGCUGGGCCCUAAAGCUCCGGGAGCAGCAGAAAUCUCUCCGUGAAAGAGAGAAACAGGAAGAGGAAGCCCGAAGGCUCCUCGUGGAAGCUCCUGAGCUGAAGAGUGAUUAUGAUUUUGAAAGCGAUGAAGUGAUUGAGGCUUGCACUGCCAUGGCUGAAAGACAGAAACAAUAUGAGGACCUAAAGAAAACAGCGCUUGUUGUGGACACACACGGGGUCACCAAAGAGGUGAUUGUCGAAGAUGACAGCGAACCCACUUCAUCCUCUCAGAGUGUUUUAGUCAAGGCACGGGGACUCUGAAUGAAAUAGAGGCUAGUUUUGUGUCUCCCCAUGUGUAUAUUGUUUAGAUUAUGUACGUAUUGUUAAGUUUAUUUGAUAAUCCAGGAUUCUGAUUGACUUCCUCAUAGUGUUUAACAAAGUUACUAUUCCCAGUGAUUUUGUAAAGUGAGAUUCAGAUUUCAAGAAGAAUUUGAAGAAUGCUUCUGGAUCAUUUUCACUCAAACAAGAGCAUAAAUUCCUUCCUUCUA
Molecule: messenger RNA, 770 nt
Organism: Carassius auratus (goldfish)
Lineage: Eukaryota; Metazoa; Chordata; Actinopteri; Cypriniformes; Cyprinidae
Product: tetratricopeptide repeat protein 33-like
Exons: 3
Coding region: 31-543 (170 amino acids)
Molecular function (GO): protein binding
Source: RefSeq, a predicted model, not a curated record